GGACGGCACGAAGGUCUCGCUGGGGUUGGGCGUCAUCUGCGCCUGCGUCACGGCGAACGACGACGCGAAGUUGUACAAACUGUCCAACAUCUUCUGCGUGAACAGCCGCAGCGUGUCCGCGGUGGACGCCGCCGCCCCCGACACCGGCGUCUGCUGGGCCAGCUGCUCCAGCGGCUCCACCGACACGCCGACCUGCGCCACGGACGGAGCGGCCGAGGCCACGGUGCCGAACGGGUGCGCCCCCCCGGCCUGGCCCGCCCUCAAGCCCGAGAUCUUGAAGAUGGCGCUCGGCUUGUCGUUGGCGAUGAAGCCGAGCAGCUGCCACACCGGCCCGCCGCUCUCCGGGUCCGGGAAGGAGAAGUAGACCGCGCCGCCCAUGCCGGCGGGGAACGGCACGGUGCCCAGCAUGAACACCACCACGUGGUUGACGCUCUCGUAUUCCGAGAGGGUGAAGACGAAUUUGUCAGGGGCCACCUGGACCGCAUCGGUCUGCACCAGGCGGCCGGCCACCAAGCAGCCGAACAUGGCGAGCGGCUUGCCAGGUGCCCCGCCUUAGCUUAGCCGCUAGCUUAGCCGCUAGCGUCAGAUACCGCUUGAGUUCCUGCUAUAGUAGCUUAGCUACGGGUCUAGCUUGAUUAGCCGCUAACAGCUAGCCGCCGUUCGCUCCGCCUGGACUCAGGACUGCUAGCUCGCUGGACUGCGACACAACCGAUAAACGACGGUGGAGAGUUCCAGAAGCUUUUCAGAUUGCUGACUGUCGCUUGUGCUCGGCUAUCGAUUACACGCCCUGGGAAAAUAAACGUGAUGUAUUUUGUCAUCAUUAAUAUGAUCAUAAUAAGGGCAAAAUAUUAUAUUCAUAAAUGUCAAUAUGGCCAUCUGAAAACCUACUUUAACACGCUUUCACGAUGACACUGUUGCCAACAUCAAACUUAUGACUACUAAAGGCUCUAAAAGCGAUAUAUUUCUACAACUUUAACUUUCUAAAUUAUUUGAAUGCAUAUGAAAGCUAACCAUUUUAAGGUGCUGAAUACUGUUAUUCAGAAACAUGCAUAAAAACAACUCAAGUAGUAUUUUACCUUUUCAGGUUUGAGGUUUGUUUUUAUGACUUAAUUGGAUAUAAUAUAUGUAAGUACUGAAGCAAAAUCGUUAUUUUAACUUAUUCGGUCGUUUAUAUGCGCUGCUGUCACUUUUAACACAAUAAAAGAAACGAAAUGCAAUAAAUGUGACUUGUAAUAUUUUCAUCAAAUGCUAUAUAUACAUCCCAAACAAGUCCAACAAUUAACGUCAAAUAAUAUUUAUUAGUAGUUCUGUGUUGUUGUAUUUUUAUGGGGCCUUUUCGACAAGCUGAUGAUGGUUUUAUUUUGAAGGGGCGAAAAGCCGCCGGAAGUUCACGGUGUUCCAGGUCCUGCUCCAACUGCUGCUCUUUAAGCCAACUACAACGUCAAAACAAUUGGAAAUAAGCGAAAGUGUUCUUUUCGACCGUUUGUGCACCAUCAACGUCCUCCUGUGGGGAUUGCAAAAUUGUUUUAUUGUGACUCGCAGGCAGCGUGAUUGGCUGUGAGCUGCUGAUUCCUAAUAAGAAGAAAAGAAAAUGGCGAGCGUCCACAGUCUCUUGCUAAAUGAGGAUGCAUGCAGUCAGCUGAGUGAACAUCAGCGAGCCGAGUUCAUCUUUGAUUGGCUCAGCCGCCUGAAGAAGCGCCUCCCUUCCAGCGACAGGGCCGUCAUCAAACAGAACCAGCGCCGCCUCGUGGACCAGCUCUCGGGCGUUCUGGUGGGCUCGCCCGGACCGCCCGCCCGCAGGCUGCUGGCCCACUGCUUGGCGCUGUUGUUUCGCCUUGGCGACCCCGUCCCUUCCAGCUUACUGGUGGAGCGGUGCAAUGACAUCAUCCGCGUCAAGGACGACUCGCCGUCGUGUCUCCCCAACAGACUGGCCGCCGUAGCGUGUCUUGGUGCCAUGUUCGAGCAGCUGGGCGGGAUGCUGGGCGGCCUCCUCAAGGACACGUUGGCCAACCUGCUGAAAGCCCUGAAGCACGCCGAGUCUCAAGGUCGCUACGAGAUCUUGGCUUCGCUGGAGAGGAUGCUGCGAGGCGCAGGCGCCGGCGCCGUGUCGGCUCACCGCGAUGUCUACAAGGCGGCCCGGACCUGCCUGACGGACCGCUCCACGGCGGUGCGAUGCGCCGCCGCCAGGUGCCUGCUGGAGUUGCAGCGCGAGGCGGCGUUCCUGUGGACCAGCGAGCUGGAGAACGCGUCCACGCUGUGCUUCCGGGCCUUCGAGGGCUCCGACCGUGACGCCCGCGUGUCGGUCGCCAAGCUGCUGGGAAGCUUGCUGGCGGCGGCGCUGGAACCCAGGAAUAACGGCGCAGCCCCCAGACAAAGCGGGCGAGGCCGCAGAGCCCUGGAGGAAGUCAUGGAUCUGUUGUCCGCGGGCUUCGCAAGGGGCGGCGCCGGCUUCCUGCGGGCCAGCGGCGACAUGCUGAAGGGGACCAGCUCUGUGAGCAAGGAGGUCCGCUUCGGCGUCACACAGGCGUGCGUGAUCUUUGUGUCCACGAUGGGCGGCGCCUGGCUGGAAGCCAACUUGGCGUCCUUCCUGUCGCUGUCGAUGGCGCUGGCGUCCAACACGAGGGCGACACCCACGGCGGGCGAUGCCGCUGUCAUCCGCCGCUGCGUCUCCUUCAUCCUGAGGAACACGGUUGGCUCGCUCCUCAGCGAGAAGGCUCAGGGGAACGCCGCCAGACACCUGUGCGCCAUCGUGGAGACGCACAAACACGCUUUUGUGGCUGAUGGGAAGACGGAGGGCAAGUUCGGCUGUGCGGACGUCACCUCCGGUCAACACGGGUUGGUCUGCUGCCUUUUGGAGUUGGGAGCUCUCAUCCAAGGCUUGGGCUCCACUGCUGCCCCUCUCUUGAGUGACGGAAGCACAGGGCUCCUGGAGUCGGUGGGUUCGGUCCUCCUUCACCCAACGUCUUCGGUCCGCCUGGCCGCCGCUUGGUGCCUGCGCUGCGUCGCCACGGCGAUGCCGUCCCAGUGCUCCCCUCUGUUGGAUCGCUGCGCGGAGCGUCUGGCGGCGCUCAAGUCUUGCCCCGAGGCCGUGGCCGGAUACGCAGCCGCCCUCGCCGCCCUGGUGGCAGCGGUGCAGCAUUGCCCCACCGGGAUACCGCACGCCAAGGGCACGGUGGUGGUGGAUCUAGCUGAAGACUUGCUGCGUUCGGCCUCUCAGAACAGUCGGCUCGCUCUGCAGAGGACGCAAUCCGGCUGGCUGCUCAUUUCGUCCGUCUGCACUCUGGGUCCGGCCGUUGUGGAUCAGCACCUCCCACGCCUCCUCCUGUUGUGGCGCUGCGUGUUUCCCGCCUCCCUCCGAGAGCAAGAGAUGGAGCUGAGGCGAGGGGACCACUUUACGUGGAAGGUGACGCUGGAGGGCAGAGCCGGGGCUCUCUCUGCCAUGAAGAAGCUGCUGCUUGACUGUCCGGAUGUGUUAACGAACGACGUCAUCGCUCACCUCGUGACGCCCAUCGCGUGCGCCGUCGGCCUCCUCCCAAAACUUCCCGCUCUCGUCGGGUCGUAUGGUUCCCGCGUGGCGGCGUGGACGCCGGUUUACCGCCUGCGAGUGUACGAGCUGCUCGCCACGCUGCCGCCGCAUGUCUACCAAGAGAGUUUCGGUUUGGUGAUGAACCAGCUGGUGUCGGACCUGCUGGCGCAGGAGAACCUCAACCGGCCGUGCUCGGAGCUUACCUUCCUGCCUUCCCUCUGUCACCGCGACGACCUGCCGCUCCUCGGCCCUGCCCUCUGCGAAAGUGGCCACAGAUACAUUGAAGAUCAGGUGUACGCCGCCGGAGGGUCCCUGGACGACGACCCGUUCGCUCUCUGCGACCGAGGCGACGAGGCUCCCGUGUCAACUCUUCCCGCCGCCACCCUGACCGCUGCCGCUAGUCGCCUCUUCGGACUCCUUUUCCCACACAUCAUCGCCGCUCAGAGGGUGAAGAUUCUGGAACAGUUUGUCGAGGCGCUGAAGCAGCUGAGGAGUCAACGGCAGCAGACGGUCCAGAUGCAUGUCUGCGCUGCCCUCUGUAGUCUGCUCAAGGACCCGUGCGCCACCCGAAGCUCUUUGGGCCCGGAGGAGGCUCGUGUCCCUGUUCUGUCUCUCCUGCUGGGGGCGCUGGACAGCAGCAGCCCUGCGCUGCGUUGCGCGGUGGCCGAGGGGCUGGCGCGGCUCGUGCAGGUCGUCGGAGAUGCCGGCUUCACAGUCGCCGUCUCGCUCCUCUGCUUCGACAGGCUGAAGAGCGCCCGGGACGCGGCGUCUCGCAGCGGCUGCGCUCUGGCUCUAGUGGCGCUGCACCGCUACGUGGGAGGCGUUAGCUCUCCUCAGCAUCUCUCCACGUGUCUGGGAGUCAUCUUCACGCUGAGUCAGGACGCCACCUCACCCGAGGUUCAGACAUGGUCUCUACACAGUCUGUCCCUGUUGGUGGACCUGUCCUGCGGUCUGUACCGCACCCACGCGGAGCCCUCCUUUACCAUGGUGCUGCGCCUGUUGCUCUCGGCGCCACCCACCCACCCCGAGUUGCAUCGCAGCCUCGGACGUUGCCUGCACGCCCUCAUCGCCUGCCUGGGGCCGGACCUGCAAGGGGAGGGGUCCGGCGUGGCGGCAAUGCGCUCCAAUUGUCUGGUGGCCUGCGGCGCCAUGCAGGCCACGCCCCACUGUCUGGUUCAGGCCCACGCCAUUUCCUGUCUGCAGCAGCUGCACAUGUUCUGCCCGCAACAUGUUCACCUGGCCAGCCUCGUACCUGCGCUCUGUGAGAUCUUACUGGAAUAUUCCAUGUUGGCCAACCUGUGCAGCUCGCACCUGUGCCUGCGUCGGGCGGCGGUGGCGUGCCUGAGGCAACUGGUCCAGCGGGAGGCGCCGCAGGUGCGCGAGCUCGCCGUGACGCAAGCGAAGGACCCGCAGAGGCGGGACAACACUCGACUGGACGUCGCCAUCAAGGAGGUGGGCCUGGAGGGGGCGCUCUUCUCCCUGCUGGACCAGGAGUCGGAGCCGGGACUCCGGCGGGACAUCCAGGAGACUUUGGUCCACAUGAUGGCGUCCAGCGUCACCGGUGGCAUGCUGGGACACUGGCUGAAGCUCUGCAAGGACGUCCUGGCGGCGUCCGGCGCCGGGGCUCACGAUCGAAGCGCCGGCGCGGAGGCGGGUCAAGCGGACGAGGACGGGGACGGGGACCCCAGGGGCGACGACGACUCGUCGGCCUUCCGAGCUCAGGCGGAGUCGGCGGGCCCGUUCCCGGCGCUGCGCUGCUCCACGCGCUGCUUCGCCGUGGAGUGCGUGUGUGGCAUCGUCGCGCGGUGCCAGAAAGACGACCCCGCGCACUUUGACCUGGCGUUGGCGCAGGACAGACGCCGGCACGUGUCCACCGACUUCCUGGUGCUCCACCUGGGCGACGUGGUGCGCGUGGCCUUCAUGGCGGCCACGGACCACGCCGAGCGUCUGCGCCUGGCGGGGCUGCGGGCGCUGCUGGCCGUCAUCGUGCCGUUCGAGAACGUGGCCGAACCAGAGUUCCCGGGUCACGUCAUCCUGGAGCAGUACCAGGCCAACGUCGGAGCCGCUCUCAGACCGGCGUUCGGCGCAGACGCUCCUCCUAACGUCACGGCCAAAGCCUGUCAGGUCUGCAGCACGUGGCUGUCGAGCGGCGUGCUGAGCGAUCUGCGCGACGUCCAGCGCGUGCGCCGGCUGCUGGCGUCUUCGUUGGCCAAGGUCCAGACGGGAAGCGAGCCGCGCGGUCGGCUGUACAAUGAGGCCACGGUUACCAUGGAGACCCUGGCGGUCCUGAAGGCCUGGGCCCAGGUUUACAUCGUGGCCGUCCGGAGGGGCCGACGGGAGGCCGGGUCGGGAGGGGCGGGCCUUCUGGCUCUGGUCCAAUCGGAUCUGCCCAAGUUGAGCCGCCUGUGGCCGGCGGCGCUGCGGGACUACAGCGUGCUGACGCUGCCCCGGGAAGACUGCGACGGCUCGCGAGCGCCGGCGGCAGGGGGUUCCUUCUUCACGGCCGAGACAGCCAAUCAGGCCAGGAGUCACUACGCUUCCUCCUGGGCGCCCAUCCUGCACGCCACGGCGCUCUGGCUGCACAGCACAGGUUUCGUGACGUACGAGGACACCCCUGCCAACCUGUCCCGCCCGGUCACGCCCAACUCCAUGGGGCACAGCGGUUCAGCGGACGACGCCGAGAGUCCGGAAGACGUCAACGCGGAGCGGCUGCACCUCAUCCUGGGCCUCAGCGUGCACUUCCUGUGUUCCCCUCGCUCGGAGGAGCAGAUGGAGAACAUCGCUUCCUGUCUGCAAGCUCUGCAGGCGCUGCUGGACGUCCCGUGGAUCCGAGCCAAGAUCGCGAGUGACCGGCUGUUGAGCGUGGAGCUGCUCAGCGUGCUCCACAGGCUGCUGGUCACCAGAGAGUCGGCGUCCGUCCAGGCGGCCGUGUCGGACCUGCUGGGACAGAUCGUGAGGGCCGCGCAGGAGCACGUCAGGGAGAAGCGACACAGCGCCGAAGCGGACGACGGCGCGUCGGAGAAGGAGACCUUGCCGGAGUUCGGGGAGGGCCGCGAUACGGGCGGCCUGGUGCCGGGACGCUCGCUGGUCCUCGGAGCGCUGGAGAUCUGCCUCAGCGUGCUGCUCAGAAAACUGCCCGCCCUCAGCCCCAAACUGGCCGGGACCCCCAGUGCCGGUCAGGAACUCUUUGUGUGUGUGUGCGUGCGUGCACAUUGUUCACGUGUGCGCGUGCACGCAGGUCCCGGCGGUUCGGUGUGGCGUCUGAGCGACGGCGAUUGUCAUCUGGUGUCGUCGGCCUUGUGCGUCCUCUCCCGGCUGCCGUCGGUCUGCUCGCCCGAAGGAAGUGUGUCCGUCCUACCCGCAAUCCUCUACUUGCUGCUGGGAGUGCUCAGAGAGAUUGUGCUACAGCCCGGCGCAAACAAUGCGAAGUGCGAGCUCCCCGCGUGUCCUCUCCCGGAGGCGUCGGGCUCCGGCGACGGCGGGAGCGGACCCGCUCGGGUGGUGCGGGCGCUUCUGCUGGCGCUUAAGACCGUGUCGGCGUCGGCUCGGCGGGAGAAAAGUGGCGGCGCGCGCGACGCCGUACUGCGCUCGGCUCUCUGCGCGCUGCUCGACAUGUGGAACGCCGGGCCGAGCGUCGCGGACCCGACGGUCCUCCUGACGGCCCUGACGGUUUUCCUGCUGAGCGCCGGUCCGGACGUGUGCGCGGCGGCGCCUUCUCUGCACGCCCUCACGCUGCGGCGCUUCAGCGACGCCAUGGACGCCGAGGACCCCGACGUGUCGUGUCGAUGUUUCCAGUUGCUGUCGUCGCUCUUCGGGGCGAAACCGGAAGUUUCCGUGCCGUACGUCCGCACGCUGGGACCGCCGCUGCUCAAAUUCCUUCAGAAGGUGGCGCGGCGCCGGCCUCGAAGUCCCGAGGAGCUGCGGGCGGUUCUGGAGGGCGUGGCCGCCUUGGAGGUUCUGGUCCUGGCGGCGGACCAACACCAGCUUGGUCCUCGCGCAGGUCCCGGGCUGGUGGCCAUCUUGUUUCCCGCGCUCAUCGACUUCCUGCUGGACGAGAACGCGCUGAGCUCGGCCCCCGCGCCGUCCCGCUCGCUCCACCGGGCGGCGCUAAAGGACCUCGUGCGGCUGGGACCGCAACACUCGGCCGUCUUCAGGUCUCUGAUGUCGACGUCCCCUGACCUCAAGUCCCGCCUGGAAGCCGCCCUCAAGGCAAGCCAGGAGAGCGCUAGCCACGCUAAAACUAACGCAGCCGCUAACUCGCCCGGCGGCGCGGUCAAGUCGUCGCCCACCAUCACGCUCAAAACCAACUUCCUGUGAGGUCGGCGAGGAGGCUGAUUGGUGGGCCGCCUCCUGCGACGUGUUCACGCUCCCUUGUACAAUACACUACUUGCCCUGUCCAACAGGAAGUUACGCAACUCGGCUUUCGCAGUAAGACCACGCCAACUUCCUGUCAGGAGCCGUUGAUGGUGUUUUCUUGGAAUUGCUGUGUUCGGGGUUAUUCCUCCCAUCUUUUUGUCGGGGGCUUCAACAUGUUCGAAAACUAGCCGCGUGGAUGCUGGUGUACAUUUCUUGAUUUUGGGGCUCCCCAACACUGCGUCCCCAAACUCACUCAGUAGCGCCCCCUGGAAGGUUAGACAACAAAUUGCCCCGGCAGCAGUUUCAACAGUUGACACGAAAUGAUGUGGACAUGUCUGUCAUGCAAGUUGCAACAGGAAGUCAGCCAUUUUGCUUUGAAGCAGCCAUUAUGGGUGAAUUUGAUUAUUGAGUCCCCUGGGAACUUCGAGGGGGGGAGAAAAGCCCCCAGGACUGGUUUCGUGGCGGCGGUGCGAAGUUUGCCAUACGUCUAUCAUCGCAGGACGCAUGGAAAAAGUCUCAAGGACCCAUGCCCGAAAUGAAACGACAAGUCGAAGCAGCCGUUUUGGACAAAUUCCUACUUGGGAAAAUAAAGCGAGGGAAUGAACACGUGAGGAAGUAAUCCUGUCGCGUUUGGGUCCCCCCUCUGAGCACUUCUUCAACUUCCUCGACGUCGCGUGCACAAGCUGCAUUUGCAGUGGUGGGAAAAAGGCUUCUCAAAUUCAUACUUUUUGGCAGUUUCCCCACUUUAUUAAGAUCAUCGAAGAUAACUCAAACAUCAAGUUCUAUUUCCAAAUGGUGAUCUUUGAGUGCAGUACAUUCAAAUCAACUGUUUUUCCCCAGAACAUUUGUAGUGUCCUUGUCCUCAAAUAGGCGUCCCGUUCAAAUUCUGUGUCCCGUCCUGCUAUUUUCCUCAUUUAGUCUUUUCAAGUUCGUAUCAUAAAUACUCUGAUCAAAAAGUUGAUUGUGUGUAUGAUUGAUGUCACGUGGCUUCUUCAGCGAAAGAAAUAAUCCACUCAAAAUUCAUGUCGGCAUUUCAGAGCUUACUAGUAGCGUUGCCAGUCGUGUUUGAGGGAAAACAAACACAAAAGAAAGUCACAAUUCCUUGCUUGAGUAGUGUGGGGAGAAUUGUGAGUCUUGCACCACUUGAUGCGUGGCCAUGGCGACGGGUGUGGUCAAGAGCCAAACGGAGUUUGGUGAUUUGUGGUUUUCAUUUGCCACGUACAAAAACACACCAUAAAUUGCUCAAAUACACAGCGAGGAAUAAAUAUGUAGUUAAGAGGCAUUGACAGUUGAUAAAAUUCAUAAAAUUAGCAUUGGAAGCGACGGAAAAUAAAUCUUCACCUCACAUCUUAAAACAUUUGAAAAUAACGUUGACACGCAUACACAAAACCACACUGCAAUGCAAAGCAACAGCAAUAUUAUUUAACGUAGUAAAACAAAACCAUAUCAAAAACAUGAACAGUUUUUAUAGGUGAGAAAAUACGUUUGAUUUCAAGUUUUUUUUUUUUUUUUAAAGCUGUAAAUGUAUCGUGGUGAAGAAGGAUUCUCGAUUGAGCGGUCGAUCUCCGUUCCUCCCCUCGCCAAAGAACAAGAUGGCGGACACGAGCGGCCCAAAUGAGUUUCCUCCACAGGCUCUCCCUUCGAGAGAGGGCGAGAAGCUCGGUCGUCCGGGAGGGGCUCGGAGUCGAGCCGCUGCUCCUCCGCGUCGAGAGGAGCCAGAUGAGGCGGCCUCCCCGCUGAGGUGUUCCGGGCACGUCCCGCCGGGAGGAGACCCCUGGGGACGACCCGGGACACGGUGGAGAGACUGUGCCCCUCGGGAUCCUCCCGGAAGAGCUGGAUGAAGUGGCUGGGGAGAGGGAAGUCUGGGCGUCCCCGCUAAAGCGACUUCCACCGCGACCCGAAGAAAAUGGAUGGAUGGAUGGAUGGCUCUGUCUUCACAUGGACUACUGUUAAAAAAAAAAAAAAAAAAGUACUGAGUCUGAAAUAUGUACGAGGGCACAAAAGUAAACACUUUUUAUUAUUAUUAUUAUUACGAUAAAUUCUAUUCAAUACCAGAGGUGGGUAGUACCACCCGUUUUCUUUUAGGGGAAUUGUACAUGUCAGAAUAGUUUUAAUGCAGCCUACCUUUUACUUUUACUUGGCUAUUUCUGUUAAGAAGGAACUGAGCGACAUUCUGCUUCCUACUUUUGUUGUUUCAUUACUAAUCAUUGUGCUGUUUCAUGGAUGUUAACAAAAAGGAAGUUAAAUUCUGGUGAUAGAAUUCCAUUGAAGCAUCCAGACACACAAACUUUGCAUUGUAAACAUUAAUAAAAUGGCUAAAACUUAAGAUCUUGUAUUUGUUUAAGACAUGGCAGUGAUGGUGAUUUAUUU
Phycodurus eques (leafy seadragon) is the source of this 10252-nucleotide messenger RNA. RefSeq names its product HEAT repeat containing 5a (gene heatr5a). The record is from RefSeq and is a predicted model, not a curated record. The coding region runs from base 1592 to 7843 and encodes 2083 amino acids. The transcript is spliced from 41 exons. Gene Ontology annotation, cellular component: membrane; endocytic vesicle; Golgi apparatus. Gene Ontology annotation, biological process: intracellular protein localization; retrograde transport, endosome to Golgi; endocytosis. Lineage: Eukaryota; Metazoa; Chordata; Actinopteri; Syngnathiformes; Syngnathidae.